AUUUAAUCAAUACGACGGGGCAGAGAUUCCCUGGUAGUUCAGUAAUCAUGAUUAGAAAAUCAAAGUUUUGUAAGCAAGAUGAGUAAACGAUCCGAAUACAUAAUCAAAAAUCAUGAAACCUUGCCCCUGCGACCCAAACCGGGAAUGGGAGGGAGGGAGUGAGUGGUGAUGUAGUUGUGGAUCCACGUCGAGGAUGCAACCCUUAUUCGCCGCUUUCGGUAGAUGGUAUGUUGCUAGUUAUCAUGACAUCAUGCAGUCGACCAGCUAUAUAACUCCAGAGGACAGGAAACGUCUUCAAGGUCCUUACAGAGUCUAAUUCUGAAUACAUCGAGCAAUACCAUCCAGCGAAUAAACCACGAACUAGUCCAAUCCACCACGAUCGAAACCCCCCACCCAUACAGCCAGCCCACCAACCAAAAACCUCAACCAUGGGCUACGACUUCACCAUUUACAAAGGGUCCAAAGAUGGCUCCAUCCAAAAAUCCACGACCCACCGCGAUGGCCUCCAAAAAGACCAAGUGUACGUCCGCGUAACCCACUCCGGGGUCUGUUUCACAGACGUUCACUACCGACACGCGGACAUGGCCCUCGGCCACGAAGGCGCCGGCGUAGUGGAAGAAACCGGCCCGGAAGUACAAGACCUGAAAAAGGGCGACCGAGUCGGCUGGGGCUACGAACAUGACUGCUGCGGCCGGUGUUCCCGAUGUCUAACGGGGUGGGAGACCUUCUGUCCGGACCGGAAGAUGUACGCCGCCGCCGAUCUGGAUCAGGGGUCGUUUGCCUCGCAUGCGAUAUGGCGGGAAUCAUUUCUCUUCAAGAUUCCGGAUGGGAUCAAGAAUGAAGACGCGGCGCCGUUGAUGUGUGGUGGCUCGACUGUCUUCAAUGCCCUGCAUGUGGCUGGAGUGAAACCCACGGCGCGUGUGGGGAUCAUCGGAGUCGGGGGAUUAGGUCAUUUGGCUAUUCAAUUUGCGGCUAAGAUGGGGUGUCAAGUGGUGGUGUUCUCGGGCAGUGAUAAUAAGAAAGAUGAAGCGAAGAAACUCGGCGCUAUGGAGUUUUAUGCGACCAAGGGUGUCAAGGAAUUGGCCGUUGAGAAGAAACUCGACAAUCUCAUCGUCACGACUAGUAGUCAGCCGGAUUGGAAUCAGUAUGUCAAUAUUCUGAAUCCGGGGGCUACUAUCUCGCCGUUGUCGGUCGACCUGGAGGAUUUCAAGUUCCCGUAUAUGCCGCUUUUGGGGAAUGGGUUUAAGGUCUUGGGGUCGAUUGUCUCGGCCAGACAGGUUCAUCGGGAUAUGUUGGAUUUCGCGGCUUUUCAUGGGAUUAAACCGAUUAAUAUGACUUAUCCGAUGAGUAAGGAGGGCAUUGAGGAGUGUUUGAAGACGUUGGAGGAGGGGAAGAUGAGGUAUCGGGGUUUGCUGGUGGCUCAAUAGAGUUGACUUGGGGGUGUCGUAUUAGAGCGUUGAGUAUGUAUUAUGUGUGUAUAUAUGUUAGAGGAAUGGAGCCUGUGAA
Molecule: messenger RNA, 1506 nt
Organism: Aspergillus pseudotamarii
Lineage: Eukaryota; Fungi; Ascomycota; Eurotiomycetes; Eurotiales; Aspergillaceae
Product: NAD(P)-dependent alcohol dehydrogenase
Exons: 1
Coding region: 429-1427 (332 amino acids)
Biological process (GO): alcohol metabolic process
Molecular function (GO): zinc ion binding; alcohol dehydrogenase (NADP+) activity
Source: RefSeq, a predicted model, not a curated record